Scylla paramamosain (green mud crab) is the source of this 13143-nucleotide messenger RNA. RefSeq names its product cytoplasmic dynein 2 heavy chain 1-like (gene btv). Gene Ontology annotation, cellular component: dynein complex. Gene Ontology annotation, molecular function: dynein light intermediate chain binding; ATP hydrolysis activity; ATP binding. Gene Ontology annotation, biological process: microtubule-based movement. NCBI's taxonomy places the organism in Eukaryota, Metazoa, Arthropoda, Malacostraca, Decapoda, Portunidae. The record is from RefSeq and is a predicted model, not a curated record.
GUUAUCGUUGGUGUGGUUUCUCAAAAGAUCAUCGUUCCCCUUCGUUCUAGACGUUUUGCUUUAGCUCCCCGCAAUGAUAAAACUUCCUCCGAAAAGCGACUUGGCGAGAGAACAUCCCAUUUCAAGAUGUGGCGCUGACUGGUUUGUUGUGCGGGUGGGUCUCCUUGACGACCACGUGUUGGUGCGUCGCCAUGACAACCACGUGCACGCCUCAAACUUUGCUAAUAUUUAUAGUUGUUUUUUUAAGCCGUGCCACACUCUGGUCAGAUUUUCCUUAACUCCAGAAGGAGGAUGAUAAUUUAAGGCAAAAUCUAAGUAAUCUCCACAAGAUGGAUUCACCAGAUGUGAGGAAAAACUUUAUUUUGGCAACCACUGCCAACUACUUUGGGGUGACUCUGGACAACCCAAGCAUCCAGGCCCUGCACUCUGACCCAAGCCUCAACACCUUCCUUGACUCAGGCAACUGUCAGCUUCUAGGUGCCCACAUGGUAUCCAGUGAGGCUGGGAUAACUCUCAGCACCAAGGUUGACUCUUCACUCAAGAAAGACAAGCUGCUGGUAUUCUUCAAAAUCAAGCCAGAUGUAAUCACAGGUGACAACCUUGCAGAUAUCUUUGUUUCCUCAAUGCUGGACUCUCCAAUCUCCUCACUGUACCACUCACUGCAAAAACUCUAUGCUCCCAUACUGCUCAAGGACUCAGAGUGGAGUGGCUUACUGGAUCCCAAGCUUCAGGCACUGGUCACUGAGCUCUCUGAUGGUCUGGGCAGCCUCCUCAGAAAGCAGGAGCCUGACCAAGCUGGGGACUCCAGCAGUCAUGUGUCUAAAAGGCUGGCAGGAGUCCUCACAGUGAAGGAUGAGACUGAGUAUUGGGCUGACACUGCCAACAACCCCAUGAGUCAGGAGGAGAAGGAAGUGGCUCACGCCUUCUACAGUGUACUAGAGCCCAUGUCGAAAGAGUUCAGUGGACUGGAUGCUGUGCUCAUGGUGGAUGCUGAAGAGGUGUUGGAGAAUACUCAGAACUCCUUGGAGGAGCUGUGGCGUCUGGACUACCCCCAGGCACGCAUGUCCCACCUGCUGGAUGUUAUCGCCAAUCAGUUGUCUCGAUAUGUGCAGGGUAAGCUGUCAUCAGAGGACCUUUGGGGUGGCCAGUAUAACCAGGUGGAAAAGAGUCUGUCAGAGGGCAUCAGUGUGUGUGACCACUGGGUAGAGACUUGCCACAACCUCACCUCCAUGUACUGGAAGAGUGGAGCAGAUCAAAUGUGGGAGGGAAAGCCUUUUGUUCCAGACUACUGCAAGAAUGUCUCCCAGCGCCUGUCUGAAAUCCUGAGUCUCCGAACACUCCACAAGCAGCUCACCAGACUCCUUUCCCUCAGUGAACAGGAAGAUCUCAAGACAUCUGAUGCCUUCAAACCAUUCGCAGGCCUUAAACCUGUGCAGUACAACCCUUACACAGAGCCUUUGUGGCAGGCAGCUGUGCGUCAAUUUGAAAACUUUCUUAAACCAGCAGAGCAGCGCAUUGCUGGUAAGCUCAGGUCACAGCUGAGAAACAUGAACUCCAGUGCAUACCAGCUAAUGCAGGAGUUCAAGCGCUACAAGGAACUCAUCAAGAGAGACAGUAUACAGACAGAGCUGGUGGCUGAGAGAGAAAUGCUGCUUAGUGAACUGAACAGUUACAUCAGAACACUGCGCUCAGACUUCAGCACCACUUCAGUCAAUGGGCCCAGACGGCUGCCCAAUGUGCCUGAAGUAGUAAGCAACAUCUACUGGGUGAAGCCCAUUCAUGCUAAAGUUCAGGAUAUUGGUAAAACAGCUGAUGCCCUGUUGACUGACUUGAAUGGUUAUGAUGAACUGAAGAGAAACAUUAAGGAGUUCUGUGAAGAGUUGGAAGAAUAUCACACAGAUCAGUUUGACUCCUGGUCUAGAGAAAUGCUACACAUGAUUGAUACUGAGGAAUUAAGCCUUGCUACAGACUCCCCAGUACUGUCAUUCAGUCACAGGCGCCUCUUACGUGUCAACUACAAUCCCCGACUGGUGGGUUUGGCCAGGGAGGUGACCCAGCUGUCCAUCCUGGGCCACAACAUACACCCAUCCAUAGUCAAGAUGGCCCAGCUGGCACACAAGUUCAUGAAGCAAGCCAAGGCCUUGGAGGAGAUUGCCAAUUUUCACAACACCAUUGGGGACCAGAUGAUCCCAUCCCAGCGGCCCAUGAUGCUGGAGGCAGCACUGGCCCUCUCUGGCCUGGUGCAGGAGCAGACCACCAUCACUUGGUCCAACACACAGCAGCUGGAUACCUACAUUGCCAAGCUGAAGGUAGCCACACAAAGACUGGCCAAAGAAAACAAGCAGUUAGCCCAGUGUCACCUCAUGAUCAAGGAGAGAGUGUUGACUCUGAUGAACACAGACCUGCUGAAGCACCAGAGCCGGUGGAAGGAGCUGCUGAAGGAGAUGCGUUCCAUCAUGCACCAGUUGGAGGAGAAGGGCUUUGUAGACCAGAAGUCUUGGUGCUCCCACUGGGACCGUCAGCUGUACAAGGCCCUAGAGCACCAGUACCAGCUGGGUAUUGAAGCUCUCAACCAAAACCUGCCAGAGUUCAAGGUGGAGCUCACAUACAGGCAGCAGCGGCUCCAGUUCCUCCCUCCAAUGGAGGAGAUUCGUAUGAAAUAUUAUGGCCAGCUGAAGAGAUUCCUUGCCAUUCCUCAUCACUUUAAAGGUGUAAAUGAGGUGAAUGAGCACCCAGUGUUUCCUGCCAUCGUGGACCGCAAUGCCCACCGCUUUGGUCAGCUUUUCCAGAGGGCUGAGGAGCUCUUUGAGAGGCUGGAGAAUGUCAAGGACCGCUUCCUGGAUCUGUGUGCCAUUGGUAGUAGUGAUGUGGAGCAGCUAGUUGAGCAGCAUUGCAAGACAGCUGAGGAUUGGGACAGGAAUCUGCGAGCUUCAAAGGGAAAGGGACAGGAAAUAGGGCGGCUGCCAAGUCACGAGAGGAUCGACUGCUUCACCAUCAGCUUCCAGCCCCUGAGGGUGGAGCUGGAAAUCAUGAACCGUCGGUACUGGGACAUCCUGGUUCAGUCCCUUCACAAUGCUAUCAUGAAGGACAUCAACACCAUUGAGAAGUUCACAGAAGAUGCCAUAGAGGUACUAAGGAAGCAGCCCCAGACAGUAGAAGAGAUUGCCAAUGCCAGCAGCAAGCAUAGUGAGUACAUCAAGCAGACGGAGCAGAUGGUGGAACUGUUCAAUGAGGCAGAGCGCAAGAACAAAACAUUAGCUUCCUGGACCAAGGAGAGGGUGGAGCAGCUGUCCAGAGUAACUAUGCAGUGGGACAACUACAAAUCACUAAUGGACAACCAUGAACAGAUAGUGGCUAGACAGAUGGAAGUGAUCAUGAGCAGCCUUGAGAGCCAGACAAACAACUUCAACAGUGAAGUAGAGAAAUUUGGAAUGCGUUGGUAUCAGCUGCGUCCCCGGGAGGACCAGCUAGAGGGUGAGAUGGAUGUGCAGGCCUCCAUUGCUUUCAUUGCUGAGAAACGGCUUGAAUGGGACCAGCUGAUGGAGAUGAAAGACAGACUGAGGAAGGACUACCAGCACUUCAACAUGGGAGAGCCAGUCUUUCCUGAGGUGGAUGAUAUAGAGGCAGAUCUUAAGAGUCAUGAGCAGAUCUGGGGUCUCUUUGAGGAGUUCAAUACAAACAUGCAACAGUUUGCUGAUGAAGAGUGGAUUGUGUUCAGGAGCAAGACUUUCAGAUUUGAAGAGUUCCUCAAUCAGUGGAAUGACAAGCUAAGCAACUCUGGAGAAACCACGCCAGUCACUGUGCGCCUCAUCCGUGAGCUGCAGAAGUACCAGACAAUGGUGCCAGUUCUCAAGUAUGUGCGUGGUGAGGUGUUCUCUGAGAAGCACUGGAUUGAGAUGUACAACCUCCUUGGCAUUCCAUCAACCACCACCAUUGAUAAACUCACCUUUGGACAUUUCCUCAAGGUGAGAGAGGAAAUGGUGAAGCAGGCUGAUGCCCUGAAGGAGAUGAAUUCCAAGGCUGCUGGAGAAAUAGUGAUACGGCAGGCACUAGGAGAGUUAGACAUGUGGGAGGUGGAUGCCCGCUUCACCCUCACCCCACAUAUUAAUUCUGCAGGGAACCAGAUCAUGCUCAUCAAGGAGUGGAAGGAUGUCAUCAACAAGGUAGGGGAUCACCAGAGUCUUCUUCAAUCACUCAAGGACUCUCCUUACUACCCAGCCUUUGCUGAUCGAGCACGGGUGUGGGAACAACGCCUGGCAGAUCUCGAUGAGUAUCUCUCAAACCUCAAUCUGAUCCAGAGGAAGUGGGUGUACUUGGAGCCAAUCUUUGGACGUGGUGCACUGCCCAAGGAGCAAGGGCGCUUCAGGAGGGUGGAUGAUGACUUCAAGGCCAUCAUGGCAGAUGUGGCAAGGGACAGCAAGGUGGUGUCCUUGUGUCGUAUCAGUGGCUUUAGGAAUACACUCUCCACCCUUCUUGAUCAACUGGCUUGGUGUCAGAAGAGCCUGAACGAGUACCUGGAAGAAAAGAGGACAGCAUUUCCACGUUUCUAUUUCAUUGGUGAUGAUGACCUGCUGGAGAUUCUGGGUCAGGCUACAAACCCAGAAGUGAUACAGUCACACCUCAAGAAACUUUUUGGAGGAAUCCACUUCGUCAUGUUCAACGAGGGGAACACCCACAUCACAGCCAUGAAGAGUCUGGAAGGGGAAAUUGUUCCAUUGAAGAACCCUGUUGAAAUAACUACCAAAGUUGAAGAGUGGCUGAGUCACCUGAGUGAAGGGAUGAAAGGCACACUGCAACACCUCCUCAUCCAGUGCCUGUCAGAAGCCCGUUCAGAUUCUGGCAUGGACCCUCUCAAGUCACCCUCACAGAUCUUGUGUUUAGCUGAUGCCAUUCUCUUCACUGAGCGGUGUGAGGAGUCCAUCAGGGAAGGACGGCUCACCAAUUUCAAGAAGGAGCUUGAGGCCAAGCUGGAGUCAUACACCAGAGUUGACCUUAGCUCUGAUGGCUCCAAGGAGAGCCAGAUGGACAGCCAUGUGCUUGAGUUGAAGCUGAAGGCUCUCAUCUUGGACACCAUCCACAACAUUGAUGUGGUCACCUCACUCAUCAGGGCCAAUACCACAUCCCUUGCAGACUGGGAGUGGCAGAAGCAACUAAGGUUCUACAUGGAUGAAAACCAGUUAGCCAUCAUGAGGAUGGUGGAUGCUGAAUUUGCCUACACCUAUGAAUACCAAGGCAAUGCUCCCAAGCUGGUACACACACCCCUUACUGACAAGUGUUACCUCACACUUACACAGGGUAUGCACAUGGGACUAGGAGGCAACCCAUAUGGUCCUGCUGGUACUGGAAAGACCGAGUCUGUCAAGGCUCUUGGGGGACUGUUUGGGCGGCAAGUGUUAGUGUUCAACUGUGAUGAGGGGAUUGAUGUCAAGUCUAUGGGACGCAUCUUUGUGGGGCUGGUGAAGUGUGGUGCUUGGGGUUGCUUUGAUGAGUUCAACCGUCUGGAGGAAGCUGUGCUGUCUGCCGUUUCCAUGCAGAUCCAAACUAUCCAAGCUGCCCUCAAGUCACAGGCUGCAACCACAACACUGCUAGAAAAGGAGGUGCCUGUUGACUCCAAUGCAGGCAUCUUCAUCACUCUGAACCCAGCAGGCAAGGGCUAUGGAGGCCGUCAGAAGCUCCCAGAUAAUCUAAAGCAGCUGUUCCGUCCUGUUGCCAUGUCCCGGCCAGACAAUGAACUUAUCGCUGAAGUCAUUCUCUUCAGUGAAGGCUUCAAGGAUGCCAAAAGUCUGGGUCGAAAACUUGUAGCAAUUUUCAAUCUGUCAAAGGAACUGCUGACCCCACAGCAACAUUAUGACUGGGGCCUUCGAGCACUCAAGACAGUCCUGAAGGGUUCAGGCAAUUUGCUACAGAUGCAUAGGAAGACAAUGACAGAAGAGAGUGGUGGUGGCGAAGAAGUGGAAAAGGGAGUGGAGGCAGAGUUGGUGGUGCAAGCUCUGCGCCUCAACACCCUCUCCAAGCUGACCUUUGCUGACAGUUCCAGAUUUGAUGAGCUAGUGAAAGAUGUCUUCCCAGAUGUCAAGUUCCGGGGUGUUGGUUAUGAGAGUCUAGCAGAGUUGUUGCAUGAAGCUUUUAAGGAGCUGAGCCUUAUCCCCAAUGAAAGACAAGUCAAGAAGUGUCUUGAACUGUAUGAGCAGCUGCAGCAACGAAUGGGUGUGGUGGUGGUGGGACCCUCAGGCUCUGGGAAGACCACUCUUUGGCAAACUCUGCGAAAGGCUCUCCUCAAGAUGAGCAAGACCGUGAAGAAGUAUGUCAUGAAUCCCAAAGCUAUGCCCCGCCAGCAGCUGCUUGGCCACAUUGACCAUGACACAAGGGAAUGGUCAGAUGGAGUACUGACUGCCUCUGCCCGCCAGGUUGUGAGAGAGCCGCCUGAAACUACCUCUUGGAUCAUCUGUGAUGGAGACAUUGAUCCAGAGUGGAUUGAAUCCCUUAAUUCUGUUCUGGAUGAUAAUCGCCUGCUUACUAUGCCAUCCGGGGAGAGGAUACAAUUUGGUCCUAAUGUUAAUUUUCUUUUUGAGACACACGACCUCUCUUCAGCUUCUCCUGCCACUAUCUCCCGCAUGGGCAUGAUAUUCCUCAGUGAUGAAGAUACAAACAUUCAUGCUGUUGUUAACUCAUGGUUGACCUCCCAGAGUGAGGCAUCACAACGCUGUCUUGAGCCUUACAUAGAGGAGUACUUCUUCAAAGCCCUGGAGUGGGUGCUUAAGGCUGGGGAAGCUCAAGUGGAGACUACUUUGGUGGGAUGGGUUCUCAAUGGCCUCUCACACCUUCAGGAUGUCACUAGUAAGGCACAUUUUGCUCUGGCACUUGUGAGGGGGCUUGGGGGCAACCUGCCAGAGUCCUUGAGAGCAGACUUUGCCAGGGAAUUAUAUUCAUGGAUGGGUGAGCAUCUCCCAGACCAGCACAAGCCUCUCAAUGUGUACUAUGAUGCUUCUCGGGAUCGCCUGGAGUCCUACACAGCAGAGAUGGUUGAGGAAGUAUCAGUAGUGGACACAGCUGAGGUUCCUCUCAUACUGACAGCAGAUGCCAAGUGUUCUCUAGACUAUUUCUCCCCUUGGCUGCAGAUGGAGACCCAGCAGUCCUUCAUCUUAGUGGGGCCUGAAGGCUGUGGCAAAAGCCUACUACUGAACUACUGCUUCUCCCAGCUUCGCAGCACCCAGGUGACCAUGAUCCACUGCAGUGCCUACACUGCUCCUCAUCACAUUUUACAAAAGCUUUCACAGAUGUGUAUGGUGCUCUCGACAAACACAGGCAGAGUGUAUCGUCCCAAAGAAUGUGAGAGACUCAUAGUGUACCUCAAGGACCUCAACUUACCAAAGCCUGAUAAAUGGGGCACUUGCCAACUCAUUACCUUCUUGCAGCAGGUUGUCACAUAUCGCGGUUUCUAUGACAAUAACCUGGAGUGGGUAGGAUUGGAAGGAGUGCAGGUUGUGGCCUCCAUGACUGGUGGCUCAGCCCUCGGACGCCACAAACUCUCAACUCGUUUCACUUCUGUUGUGAGGAUUGCCUCCAUUGGGUACCCAGAGCGUGAACAGCUGGUGAGUGUGUACACAGCCUACCUGCAGUCAGUGUUGAGAUUGGUGUGUGCUGAUCACCCAGCAUGGAGCAGCUCAGUCAAGGCCCAACAGCUGGCCACGUCAAUGGUUAACAUCUAUCAUGAGGUGCGUGAAGCCUUCAGUGUGGAUGACUACAGCCACUACCUCUUCACCCCACGUGAUCUGACGCAUUGGGUUGUGUGUCUCCUGCGCUACCAGAUGGCUCCAGACACCUCACUCACACCUCUGCUCCAGGUCUGGCUGUAUGAGGCUUGCAGACUCUUCAGAGACAAGCUGGUAGAGGAGAAGGACAUUCAGAAGUUUGAUGGUUUCCUCCUGUCCAGCAUCCAGUCAGACUGGGGUGUGGACCUCCGGGACUCCCUCCACAACACCUUUUAUGUCACUCCUGCUGUAGCCUCGGUAACUGCAGGUGCUCCACUACCCCGCCAUGGCCAUCCUCUGGGUUUCAUGGAAAAAGAGCACUGGCAUGAGGUUGUGGAGAAGGCGGUCACCCAGUACAGCCGGGAGAAGCGGGAGGUGGAUCUUCUCAUCUUUACGGAGGUGCUGGAGGCCAUGGCAAGAGUGGACCGCAUAUUGACAUCCCCUGGGGGCUCCGUUCUCAUGGCAGGCAGGUCAGGGGUCGGUCGCCGAACAGCCAUUUCUGUGGUGGCCAAUCUGCAUGGCAUCAAGGUCAUCUCUCCUUCCAUGAGCUUGGGUUAUAACAUCAAGAAUUUCAGAAAUGAUCUCAAGCAGGUAAUGCAGAGUGCUGGGGUGGAUGGGGAGCAAGUGGUGCUCCUGCUGGAAGACCAUCACCUCGUCUCCUCAGCCUUCCUUGAGAUCAUCAAUUCUCUCCUCAUGUCUGGCGAGGUCCCAGGCCUUUACACCCCUGAGGAGCUGGAUCCUCUUCUGAUGCCCCUCAGGGAACAAGCAGCUCACGAAGACUUCAGAGGCUCGCAGUUCACAUAUUUUGCUUCACGUGUGAUGAGAAAUCUCCAUAUUGCCCUCAUCAUGGAUUCAAGUAAUCAGGAGUUCUCAGUGCAGUGUGAGAGCAAUCCAGCACUGUACAAGAAGUGCACUGUGCUGUGGAUGGAGGGCUGGGCGAGGGACACCAUGAUCCAGAUACCCAGCAUGCUCCUCAGUGAGAAAGAGAAAGAUGCAAAGAGUGGCAAAGACUUCUUGAGUUCCUUCCUGGCCUUACACGAGAGUCUGCCAUCACAUCUGUCUACGCCACGCCGUUAUUUGGCACUUCUACACACAUACCAAACCAUACACAACACUAAGAAGGAAGGUGUCACCCAGCGACAGCAACAUCUCAAGGCAGGUGUAGCCAAGCUCAAUGAGGCCCGAGAUGUUGUGAGCCGUCUGAAGGCCGAGGCAGCCAAAAAAGAAGUGGUGUUGGCAGAAAAGCAGGAAGAAGCAAACCGUGCCCUCCAGCUCAUCACUGACACCAUGAAGAAUGCCAAUGACAAGAAGGUGCAGAUGGAAGCUCUUAAGGAACAGGCAUUAACUGAAAACAAGAAGAUUACUGAAAGGAAGAAAAACAUAGAUGAAGAGUUGGCAGAGAUUGAGCCUUUGGUGAGGGAGGCUAAGGAGGCUGUGGGCAACAUCAAGUCUGAGGCACUCUCAGAGAUCAGAUCCCUGCGAGCCCCACCUGAAGUCAUCCGGGACAUCUUAGAGGGAGUUCUGCGCCUUAUGGGAGUCCAGGAUACCUCAUGGAAUUCCAUGAAGACUUUCCUGGCCAAGAGAGGCAUCAAGGAGGAGAUACGGAGCUAUGACCCAAGAGACGUGACUAGUGAAAACCGGCGAUCAGUUGAGAAACUGCUGAAGGAACGUUCAGACUCUUUCAACCCAGCUGUAGCCAAGCGUGCCUCUGCAGCUGCUGCACCCCUCGCUGCCUGGGUGAAGGCUAACGUACGCUUCUCCUAUGUUCUGGAGAAAGUCAAGCCACUGGAGCAAGAACAGAACAAGCUACAGAGAAACCUGGAGAGAGCUGAGGCACAGAUUGGAGAGCUGUCAGCUGGCCUGGAAGAUGUGGACAAACAGGUGUCUGUGUUGCGUGAAAAACUAAAUCGCUCUACCAAGGAAGCAGCAGAAGUGGAGUUCCACCUCAGCAAGGCUCAGGAGACCAUCACUGCUGCAGAGAGUUUAGUGACUAAGCUAGAGGGGGAAUACCAACGGUGGAGUCAGCAGGUGUCAGAGCUUGAGGCUGGCUUAAAAGGUCUGCCCCAGGAAGCCCUUCUGGCUGCAGCCUUCAUCACAUAUCUCAGUGAGGCACCAGAGGACAUCCGAAAAGUAACUUUGGCACACUGGAGCCACAUGCUGAAGGUGAAGAGCUUUGAUCUGAGAAGGUUCUUGAGCAGUGAGAGGGAGCAGCUGCAGUGGAAGGCUGAGGGUCUCCCCUCAGACCAACUCUCCAUUGAAAAUGCCUUAGUCAUCCUCCAGAAUGGGAUGUGCCCAUUCCUCAUUGACCCCUCAUCCCGAGCCACCACCUGGGUGCGAGAACACCUGCGUGAGUCAACAGUUGAGGUCACUACUCAGCAGGAUCCCAAGUUUGUCACCACACUAGAGCUGGCUGUCAGAUUUGGCAAGACACUCAUCAUACAAGAUGUGGACCAGGUAGAACCACUGCUCUUUCCACUACUUAGGGGUGAUCUCGUCAGUCAAGGCCCCCGGUAUGUGGUGGAACUUGGGGAAAAGAUCCUAGAUUACAAUGAGAACUUCCGCCUGUUCCUGGCAACUCGCAGCCCUGAAUCCCAACUGCCUCCCAAUGUGGCCUCUGUCCUUGCUAUCAUCAACUUCACCACCACCAGGGCUGGACUCCAGGGGCAGCUAUUAGCAGCAACACUACAAGUGGAGAAGCCCGAGCUGGAGGUACGCAGGACUGACCUUCUACGGCAGGAGGAGGAUCUCAAGAUUCAGCUGGUGACUUUAGAGGAUCAGCUACUCACCUCCUUAGCAGAGUCUCAGGGCAACAUUUUGGAGAAUAAGGAACUCCUGGCAUCCCUGGAGCAAGCCAAGUCCAGUGCUGCCACCAUCGAAUCAUCACUCAAAGAGUCAGUCUCACUGCAGAAGUCCCUUGAGAAUGAACGCAAGGCCUACUUACCCCUUGCAGAGGCUGCUGCCAACCUCUACUUUGUCAUUUCAGAUCUGUCCAAGCUAAACAAUAUGUAUCGCUUUAGCCUCAAUGCCUUCCAGAGUCUUUUCCACAAGGCUUUGCAGAUCCCACAGGAUGGGAGUGGUACCGAGCAGCGCAUCACAUCCCUGCAGCGCACCCUGGUGGACCUGGUGUACAGCUAUGUCAGUCGUUCACUUUUCAAGGCUGACCGUCUCAUGUUUGCCCUUCACCUUGUCCAUGGCAUGUACCCAGAGUUAUUCCAAGAUAAGGAAUGGGAAGCCCUGACCGGUCAAGUGGUGACUGAUGUCCGUGCAGACACAACUGAAAUGAAGGAUGCCCUGCCCAAGUGGAUUGAUGAGGAACGAACAUCAUCUGUUCUCUUGUUGAAGCAAACCUUCCCAUCCCUGUAUGAAAGCCUGAAGCUGGACGACCUUUCUGUUUGGUCCGGCUUUGCCCGCUCCAGCCACUGUGAGAUGGACAUUCCUGUGCAGUUGGCACAGAAGACCUCAGCCUUCCAGCAGCUCCUUAUUAUACAGGCCAUCAGACCUGAUCGCUUGCAGUCUGCCAUGAUUAACUUUGCAUCAAGGGCCCUUGGUAUGAAAGAGCUUUCACCACCAGCACUCAAUUUGCGCCGGCUAUUGCCUGAGACGUCUGCCACAGAGCCAAUCUUGAUAAUCAUCUCCCCAGGAGCAGAUCCCUCCCAGGAACUCUUUGAUUUAGUGCGCAGCACAGUGGGACCUAGCAGCUAUCAAGAGGUGGCCAUGGGUCAAGGUCAGAGUGAGAGGGCAGUUAGGCUGAUCAAGGAGUGUGCCACCUCAGGUCACUGGCUUUGUCUGAAAAAUCUACACCUUGUCACUGCCUGGCUGCCAUUCCUGGAGAAGGAGCUCAAUGGUCUUGAGCCCCACAAAGAUUUCCGACUCUGGCUGACAGCAGAGCCUCAUGUCAAGUUCACUCCAAUAAUCUUGCAGACCAGCCUCAAAAUUACUUAUGAGGCACCAGCUGGAGUCAAGAAAAACCUUCAGCGGACAUAUGACUCCUGGUCACCUGAGCUGGUGGCUCGAGGCAAUAAUGUUAACCGAGCACAGGCACUCUUUGUGUUAGCGUGGUUCCAUGCAGUAGUGCAAGAGCGCCGAACUUACAUCCCACAAGGAUGGUCUAAGUUCUAUGAGUUUUCUCUGGCAGACCUUAAGGCAGGAUGUGACAUUCUAGACAGACUCUUCAAACAGGAAGGUUCUGGUGAUGUAAAGUGGAAUUUUGUACAUGGCCUGUUUGAAAAUGCUAUCUAUGGAGGUCGUGUGGACAAUAUCUGGGAUGGCAAGGUGCUUUCAGCAUACUUGCAGAUAUUUUUCAACAAUGAGAUGGUGGGUGGUCGCAGGCCGACAGCUACCCAGCUGAUAAAGAACUUUACCCUGCCAACCACUGUAAACUAUCAGGACUAUGCAACUCUCAUCAAGAGUCUGCCUGAGGAGGACGAUCCUUCCUACUUCGGCCUGCCGUCAAAUAUUGAGAGAUCAUGGCAGCGUAUUGUCAGCUCUCAAGUGAUUAGCCAGUUAAAAGUUCUCAUGAGGUCACCAGAGCUUGCGAGUCGCUUUGACCGUGAGAAAUGGCAUUCCCAACUUUCUCCAGUCCUCAGCCUGUGGAAGAAGCUAAAUCAGGGUGCUAAUCUGAUUCAGGGCAAGGUAGCUGUGCCUGGUCCAACAGUGGAUUGCCCUGUGAAGGCAUUUGUACAACUGGAACAGUACACAGCAGUGUUGUCAGUGCAAAAGGUCCAUCGUUCACUGGCUGCACUCUCCAAGGUAAUCCGAGGCACACUGCUUCUCACAACAGAGGUACAGAAGCUUGCAGAGUCUCUCCUCAGACAGGAAACACCUGGCAGCUGGCUGAAGCUGUGGGAUGGCCCUGAGGACCCCCUGGAAUACCUUCGUAGCUUAGUGCGGCGAGCUCUAGGAAUUGGGCGCUGGGUGGCCAAAAGUGACCAAGGCAAUCUCCUACGGGAACCCCUCGACCUAUCUGAGCUACUCCACCCAGCCACCUUUCUCAAUGCUCUCCGCCAGCUGACAGCCAGGGAAUACAAGACCUCAAUGGACAACCUGGAGUUUGUCACUGCUUGGCUGCGCAGUGGUAUUCCUAAUGCUCGGGUGGCCAUGAAGUGGUCUGGCCUGCAGAUGGAGGGUGCUUCCUUUGAUGGCACACGACUCCUUCACAAUGCCCACGACUCUCCUAGUAUCACUGUUGCACCAGUAUGCACUGUGGCUUGGAUUCCUAAGGACCAGCCUGUACGAGUGUAUCAUGAAGAGCUGCUCUCAGUGCCAGUGUAUUCCUCCAUUAAGCGGGAACAGUUGGUGGGUAGUGUGGAUUUGCCCUGCCCAACUCCACACCAUGAGUGGCGGCAGACUGGUCUUGCUCUCUUCCUCAUUACAUAAAACCUCGUCAUUUCAU